Sinocyclocheilus rhinocerous is the source of this 2264-nucleotide messenger RNA. RefSeq names its product protein disulfide-isomerase A3-like. Gene Ontology annotation, cellular component: endoplasmic reticulum; cell surface. Bases 1 to 1485 code for a protein of 494 amino acids. NCBI's taxonomy places the organism in Eukaryota, Metazoa, Chordata, Actinopteri, Cypriniformes, Cyprinidae. Gene Ontology annotation, molecular function: protein disulfide isomerase activity. The record is from RefSeq and is a predicted model, not a curated record. Gene Ontology annotation, biological process: response to endoplasmic reticulum stress; protein folding. The transcript has 13 exons.
AUGGAUAACUUUAUGUUGCGCGGGGUUUUAUGUCUGUCAGCUCUGUGUGUGUUGAGCUCGGCAGCGCGUGGACGCAGUGAUGCGCUCGAGCUCAAAGACGCAGAUUUCGAGUACAUCGCGCCCGAGCACGAGACCCUGCUGGUGAAGUUUUAUGCCCCAUGGUGUGGUCAUUGUAAGAAACUUGCUCCUGAGUUUGAAACUGCAGCUACACGACUGAAGGGAACAGUAAUUUUAGCCAAGGUGGACUGUACUGCUAAUACAGAGACCUGUAAGCGCUAUGGGGUGACUGGAUACCCAACACUCAAAAUAUUUCGGAACGGACAGGAAUCCUCAUCAUAUGAUGGGCCACGCUCAGCCGAUGGAAUCGUGAACUAUAUGAAGAAACAGGCCGGGCCUGAUUCUGUGCCUCUGCAUAGUGAGCAUGACCUGGAGAACUUUAUCAACAACUUUGAUGCCAGCAUAGUUGGAUUCUUCUCAGUAACUGACAGUUCUCAACUCUCUGAGUUUCUUAAAGGAGCCAGUUUAAUGAGGGGGAGUUUCCGCUUUGCCCACACCACAGACCUAGAGCUCGGAAAGAAAUAUGAGGUCAAAUACGAGUCCAUGCUUCUGUUCCGCCCCCCCAGACUGAGCAGUAAGUUUGAGGAGAGUGUGGUUCACCACACAGGACCCCUGUCCAUCACAGGCCUGCGCCGCUUCAUCAGAGACAACAUUUUUGGACUCUGUCCUCACCUGACCAAAGAGAAUAAGGAUUCAUUGAGGAAGAGGGAUUUACUGACGGCCUACUAUGACUUAGAUUAUCUUCGCAAUCCCAAAGGCUCCAACUACUGGAGAAACAGAGUGUUGAAGGUGGCGUCUAAGUUCAGUUCUCAGGGCCUGUUGUAUUCUGUGGCGAACCGUAAUGACUUUCUGGAGGAGCUGGAGGUUGAGUUCGGUCUGGGCGCCUCGGACGCAACCGAGCUGCCGUUUGUCACCAUCAGGACACGAACGGGAAACAAAUACACCAUGAGAGAGGAGUUCACACGAGAUGGCAAGUCUUUAGAGAAUUUUCUGGAAGACUAUUUUUCUGGGCGACUGAAGCGUUACGUCAAAUCAGAGCCUGUGCCAGCCAAAAACAAUGGAGCCGUCAAGGUGGUUGUGGCAGAUACGUUUGAAGAGAUCGUCAGUGACCCAGAGAAAGACGUGCUUAUUGAGUUUUAUGCUCCAUGGUGUGGCCACUGUAAAAAACUGGAGCCCAAAUAUACAGAGCUUGGAGAACGGCUAUACAGUGAUCCCAAUAUUGUAAUCGCCAAGAUGGAUGCAACUGCCAAUGACGUCCCGCAGGGCUAUGACGUGCAAGGAUUUCCUACAAUAUACUUUGCAGCUGCUGGCCGGACAGAUGAGCCAAAACGAUACGAGGGAGCCCGUGAAGUGAAGGAUUUCAUCAAGUUCCUGAAGCUUGAGGCCUCCAGACCUCUUGUCCUAAAUGGAGUCAAAGAAGAGCUGUAAACGGUAAAGGGAAAAUUGCUGUACAUUGUUCAGGAAGAGUGAAGAAUCCAGUGGGAUGGUGUGUCAGUUCGGUCAUACAUAUCACAUCAAAUAAACUGGCAACAAUCAAUAAAAUAAAACCAGUUGUAUAUUACACAAAGAUCUAAUGUUUAUAUUGUCCACAUGAUAAGCAGCAAUCUGCACGUUUCUAUGUUGAAGAGUCCUGUUUUGUCGUUUAAUCACUUUGUUCUUUGUUGCAUGAGCUUCAUUGAUUUGCUAUUUACUGUUUAGACACAAUGUUUCCAUCCAUCUACAUUAGUUAUCACUGUUGUUCAACAUACAUUUACGCCAGUAUUCAUGGCCUCUAUGGAUGGUAAAACGUAUCAGAUUUCAUGCAUUAGAUGGACGGUAAUUCGUUUCAAGCCAUUUGUGGUGUACAAUCAUAUGGAGCCAUUAUCAAUGUUUGCAUUUGUCAUUUCUUGCCCCUGGUUUGCUACUGAAGUGAUCAAAUGGAAAGGCAUCUUUUAACCCAAAAUCUGUUAGGACAUGGGUUGAACAAUUGGUUAUGUAUUUAUAUAAAGUUUGGGUGUGAAAUGGAUGCAGUUUACACGAUAAACGUUGUCCUGCCAAUUUAGUAUUUUUUCUACAGUACCCAUGCCUUAAAUUUGGUUUGACAUCUAAAUGAAGCUGUCUGUUCAGCAAGAGGUACUCACUGAUGAGCAGAAAAUGCUUGUUUAUUAAACAAGAGGUAAGUAUAUGACAUGCAUUAUUAUUCAGAUAUUUAUUUUUUUAUAUAUUUC